UAAGUUUUAGCGCGAAAACCUGCAAACAUCCAACGUUUGUCGGACGUUAACUUGAGUUGCGAAGUGAGCACGUAGUAAGUAACGUUAUUCAGUUAGUUAUUCAGCAGUUAAUUGAGCAGGUGCCCGAUGUUGUCAUAUAUACAUGAUAACGUCACUCCACUACUUUUGGUAGUUUUUAAGAGGUAAAUAGCUGUUCAACGUUUACCAGGAAGACUGAAACCAUCGCGUAUCUCCACUCUAAUCAACAAGGCUAACCUUAAGGAACGUUAUUCAAGGUUAAAACUUUCCCUCAUGGAAGAACAGCAUAACACUGACAGCGACCGUUCGGAGCCUAAACAUGGACAGUCUCGUGGGAAAAGAAAACUUUCAAAGGAUGUGGAGAUGGACAUUGCCCAGUUACAUCAGGAUGUGCCGCAGCUGUCACGAGUUUUCACUGUUAUAGACAAAAUUGGUGAAGGCACUUUCAGUUCUGUGUAUCUGGCUGAGGCCCAGACGUCCGUAAUGCAAAGACAGAGGUUUGCUUUGAAACAUCUCAUCCCCACCAGCCACCCAGUGAGGGUAGCUGCUGAGCUGCAGUGCCUGACUGUUGCCGGUGGCCAAGAAAAUGUCAUUGAUGUGACUUACUGCUUCAGGAAGGACCAUCAUGUGAUCAUUGUGAUGCCCUAUGUGGAACAUGAACCCUUUGUGGACACUGUUGGUACCAUGACCUUUGAAGAGGUGUGCCACUACAUGUUUAAUCUCCUGAUAGCGCUCAAGCACAUCCAUACAUUUGGGAUCAUUCAUCGGGACAUCAAGCCAACCAACUUCCUGUACAAUCGCUCCCAGAGAAAGUACGCAUUAGUUGAUUUUGGCCUGGCUCAAGGCACGCCAGACACACAGAUUGAGCUCCUGAAGGUGCUGACCGCCAGAGCACAGAGGGGUGUUAGAACCACUGGGCCACCUGAGCACUCGCGGGGGAAACCAUGUUCCGUCGGGGUUCCUGCCACGGCACCAGUCACCUUAGACACGGCACCAAAGCCUCUUAUUCUGUCAGCCACUAAACCACCAGCUGAAAAACACAGCUGCACAAUCUACACAUCUGCAGAAGCCAAAUCUAGCAAGGAGAUAAUGUCCCUUUGUAAAAUGCCACGGUCUGUGUUUGGAGAACGAAACAUGAACAGCUGUAAUCCUGCCACUGCGUUAGCCACGGGAGUGGAGUUUGUUAGGCCUCUGAGUACAAAAGCCGUGGCUGCCAGGAGGAUGGUGCCAUCCAAGUGUCCAUCCGCUGCAGUGAAGGAGCAAGUCAGUGGCCAGAAGCGCAAAGACCCGCCUCUUGAGCCGAGCCCCACCUGCAGCUGUUUCCUGACGGACCGCAUCUGCAACAUCUGUCUCGGCAGGAAACCCCAGGUGGCUCCGAGAGCUGGAACACCUGGCUUUAGAGCUCCGGAGGUCUUGAUUAAGUUCCAAAAACAAGGAACAGCCAUUGACAUGUGGGCGGCAGGGGUGAUCCUCCUCUCUCUCUUGAGUGGGAGGUACCCAUUCUUUAAAGCAAGCGAUGACCUCGUAGCCUUAGCGCAGAUCAUGACAAUCCGUGGAUCCAGGGAAACCAUCCAGGCUGCAAAAGUGUUAGGGAAGGCAGUAGUGUGCAGUGAUGAGCUCCCACGCCUCGACUUGAAGAGACUCUGUGAGACGCUGAGAAGAACACAGCCGUGUCACGAUGAGACGGUUCUGACAGAAUUACAAACCACGUGUCAAGCCUUCAGUCCUGAACACAAUGGGCCGGACGAGACCGCUAUACACACAGAACAAAACUGGGAGGGAGUUCCAGAUGCAGCAUAUGAUCUCCUGGAUAGGCUGCUUGACCUGAAUCCAGACACGAGAAUAAAGGCAGAGAUUGCCCUUCUGCACCCCCUGUUUAAAGACAUUAAUGUAACCACUGGCGUCUGCAAGAUCACACCUGACACACUGCAGGAGCUCUGAGCAGCAGAGAACACCAAAUCUGCUCAAAGUGCUGCUCUUCAUAGAGAGCAGAAUGAGCUGGUGUCCUUUUUGGGAUUGCUUACUGGUACCAAUAUGAACAUUUACAUAAUGUCAUAUCCACCCAAUUGCAGGUAGCAGUGAAUUACUUUUUAUAAAAGUCACAAGAAUAUGAUGCAUAGCUGCUAAAACAAUUGUCAUAUUUCUGGAAGAAGUACGUUGGUGUCCAUAAUUCAGUGACAUAAUUGCACAAGUUGUUUAUAACCCAUGUUUUAUA
Molecule: messenger RNA, 2233 nt
Organism: Clupea harengus (Atlantic herring)
Lineage: Eukaryota; Metazoa; Chordata; Actinopteri; Clupeiformes; Clupeidae
Gene: cdc7
Product: cell division cycle 7 homolog (S. cerevisiae)
Biological process (GO): protein phosphorylation; mitotic DNA damage checkpoint signaling
Cellular component (GO): nucleus
Molecular function (GO): ATP binding; protein serine/threonine kinase activity
Source: RefSeq, a predicted model, not a curated record